Messenger RNA from Musa acuminata AAA Group (dessert banana), 1631 nucleotides. RefSeq lists its product as uncharacterized. Bases 152 to 1399 code for a protein of 415 amino acids. Gene Ontology annotation, cellular component: membrane. Lineage: Eukaryota; Viridiplantae; Streptophyta; Magnoliopsida; Zingiberales; Musaceae. The transcript is spliced from 6 exons. The record is from RefSeq and is a predicted model, not a curated record.
UGGCUUAUCGGCGUUCACCGCCGUCGACUUUGGUUCUUUCUUAGCGUCUCGUCGACCUUUCCCAAAUCCCCUCCCCGCACGUCCCCUAGGGUUACCAGAUCUCGCUAUCAGGGCUUCUCCCCCUCUCAAUCUCGAAGAAGAAGAAGAAGAGAUGUGGGCCGCCUCGUGCCUCGCCUCAUGCUGCGCCGCCUGCGCCUGCGAAGCAUGCCGCUCGGUCGCCGGAAGCAUCAGCCGCCGCUCCGCCCGCAUCGCCUACUGCGGCCUCUUCGCACUAUCCCUUGUCGUCUCCUGGGGCCUCCGCGAGGUUGCCGCACCCCUCAUGGAGUCCCUCCCUUGGAUUAAUCACUUCCACAAGACGCCGGAUAGAGAGUGGUUCGAGACCGACGCUGUGCUCCGCGUUAGCUUGGGGAAUUUCGUGUUCUUUACGAUCUUGGCUGUUGUAAUGAUUGGGAUCAAGGAUCAGAAGGAUCCGCGCGACCAGCUGCAUCACGGUGGUUGGAUGGCGAAGAUCGUUUGUUGGUUUAUCGUAGUGUUUCUUAUGUUCUUCGUUCCCAAUGGCAUUGUCAGCUUCUACGAGACAUUAUCAAAGUUUGGUUCAGGAUUGUUUCUUCUGGUUCAGGUUGUUCUCUUACUGGAUUUUGUACAUGCAUGGAAUGAGAACUGGGUUUCAAAGGAUGAGCAGUUCUGGUACAUGGCUUUGUUAAUCGUCUCGCUGGUUUGCUAUUUGGCAACAUUCUCCUUUACAGGAGUGCUCUUUCACUGGUUUACUCCAUCAGGACAUGAUUGUGGACUCAACACCUUUUUUAUUGUCCUGACAUUGAUUCUUGUAUUUGUUUUUGCUACUGUUGCGUUGCAUCCAAAGGUAAAUGGCAGCUUAUUGCCUGCAUCAAUUAUUUCACUUUACUGCACUUACCUCUGUUAUAGCGGGCUUUCUAGUGAACCAAGGGAUUACGAGUGCAAUGGUCUUCACAACCAUUCAAAAGUUGUUUCAACUGGAAGUCUUACACUUGGCCUGCUUACUACUGUGCUCUCUGUUGUCUACUCUGCUGUUCGUGCCGGCUCCUCAACAAGUUUAUUCUCUCCACCAAGUUCACCGCGUGCUGGAUCCGAGAAGCCGUUGCUCCCAUUUGACAAGUUGGAUGAGCAGGAGGACAAGAAGACUGAUGAGGCAAAGCCAGUCUCCUACUCAUACACCUUCUUCCACCUCAUCUUCUCUCUUGCAAGCAUGUACUCAGCAAUGCUUCUGACUGGCUGGUCCACCUCGGUUGGUGAAAGCGGAAAGCUCAUCGAUGUUGGGUGGCCAUCUGUGUGGGUCAGGAUUGUCACUGGGUGGGCAACAGCAGCUCUCUUCAUGUGGUCCCUUGUCGCCCCCCUUAUCUUCCCCGAUAGAGAGUUCUGAUUUCAUAUCAGAACCCCAUGAGACCAUUUCAUGGAUUAAUGCAUCUAUCGUGCUACCGCAUUCACAUGUUCUACAUAUGUUGUCGACAAUACGACGAAUGGAGAACUUUAUUGUGGCGUGGCUGAGGUUUGAGUUGUGUAUGCUCCGAUAAUAAUCAAGCAUUCUCUGUAGCUAAAUAAUUUGUGGACUUGGUGUUCAAAAACGUAGAAGUGGUUUGGCUUUUAUAUCUUCC